Molecule: messenger RNA, 2063 nt
Organism: Amphibalanus amphitrite
Lineage: Eukaryota; Metazoa; Arthropoda; Thecostraca; Balanomorpha; Balanidae
Gene: FeCH
Product: ferrochelatase, mitochondrial-like
Exons: 2
Coding region: 149-1321 (390 amino acids)
Biological process (GO): heme biosynthetic process
Molecular function (GO): protoporphyrin ferrochelatase activity
Source: RefSeq, a predicted model, not a curated record
GCAGAGUUGCGCACAAUCACCGUGAUGUCUGUUGUACCUACACAUUUAGCUCGUGGCCUUCGCAAGGUCAUUAGAAACACUCAUCAUUGGAACUGGACAGAAUUUCAAUAGCUUGUUCCGAUUGCCUGCCUUUGUCAUCACUGUAGUGAUGGCACCCAUUCUGUCGAGAGCACGCUUGCUCUGCCGUCUACCAACAUCAACAUUGUGUCAGCUUCGUGGAGCAUCCAAUGCCACUGCGCCCGCCCCGCAGACGGCCAUUGUGAUGCUAAAUAUGGGUGGGCCGGCUCGGCUCGAUGAUGUCCACGACUUUCUGCUUCGUCUUUUCUCCGAUACGGACAUCAUCAACCUCCCAGUGCAAAGUCGCCUGGGGCCCUGGAUUGCGCGCCGUCGCACUCCUGCCAUCCAAGAAAAGUAUGCCGAGAUUGGUGGCGGCUCGCCCAUUUUGAAAUGGACCAAUAUUCAGGGUGAAAAGAUGUGUGAACAGCUGGAUCAGAUUUCGCCGGAAACCGCGCCGCACAAGCACUAUGUCGCCUUUCGUUACGUGUCGCCGCUGACGGAGGAGACCGUGCCUGAGGUGGUGGCCAGCGGUGCCAAGCGGGUGGUGCUCUUCAGUCAGUACCCGCAGUACAGCUGCGCCACCGCGGGCAGCAGCAUCAACGCGCUGCACCAGUACUGCCAGCAGCACCCGCUGCCGCCGGACGUGCGUCUGUCGGUGAUCGACCGCUGGUCCACCCACCCGGGCCUGGUGCGCACGUUCGCCGCCAACAUCCGCGCGCAGCUGGAGCAGCUGCCGGAGGAUGUGCGCCGCCAGGUGGUGCUGCUGUUCUCGGCGCACUCGCUGCCGCUGCGGGCGGUGGCGCGCGGCGACCCGUACCCGGCAGAGGUGGGCGCCACCGUGCAGGCCGUGAUGGCAGAGCUCGGCCACUCGCACCCCUACCGACUGGUCUGGCAGUCCAAGGUCGGCCCGCUGCCCUGGAUGGAGCCGGCCACAGAUGCCGCCAUCGAGGCCAUGGCCAAACGCGGCCACAAACAUCUGAUGCUCGUGCCAAUUUCCUUCGUCAACGAACACAUCGAAACUCUGCACGAGCUGGACAUUGAAUAUGCCAAGGACCUGGGUGAGAAGACGGGCGCGUCCAUCUACCGCGUGCCGGCACCGAACGACCAUCCAGAGUUUAUCGGUGCGCUGGCCGACCUCGUGCGCACGCACCUGGCCGAGGGCGGCGGCGUGCGGCCGCAGCUGCUCAUGACGUGCCCCAUGUGCACCAACCCGGCCUGCUUCCCGGCCAAACGGUGGAUCGGGGAGACCGUCAACAGAUCCUGAGUUGUGCAGUUUGGCUGAGUCACACUACAAAGACCGACAAGAUCAACCCGUCACACGACCGUCGCAAACGGACCCAAAGAGGCGAUCUAACGGACAUGUAUGGGUAUUGUCCGAGGCACGCCGGUGGCCCCUUCAACUCGUGAGUGGUCUUUCAUCACGAGUGUCAGAAUAGCUGAACGUAUUAUGUUAUUUACGGUGCUGGUGAAAUGUGUAACCGUGCUAUUUGGAGUAGGGGUGUUGGCGUAUGAUUGUAUCUGAUCGACUCGAUCGGAGUAGUUUUUGGUCCUUUGUGCCGAUGUUCGGUGCCCCUGGGAAUUAGAUAUGGCGAGAAGUGCGACACGGCCUGAUUAUUUAUAGGCUUUUUCGAGAAAUGUCUCCCUAUAUAAAAGCCUUCGAGCGAGCACUGACGAUGUCGUGGCUGGGUGUCAAGCGCUAUUAAAGCCUCAGUGCUUUUUGUUUGAAAUUGGUAUUCACUGCUGCAUUGCUUAUAUGAUUUGGUGACUGAAACGAAAACGAUGAAUGGCUGCAAAGACAUAAUUUGUUACACUUCCGAGGGAGUCAAACUUCUAUUUCAUUUUGACAUGUAUGAGACAAUAAAAUGUUUUAUUGUGAUGUUAAUUAAUGGAAAGUUGCAUAGUCUUCCUUCGUGUGGGAUGACGAAAAUGGCGUGUCCUCAAACAGCUGACUGAGGCCAAAUGCCUGAAGUAUUUUUAAAGCUUUAUAAUACAUACGUUUUGUUUUC